AUGGUGGGCGAGCAGGUGCGGCAUAUGCUUGCCGUCCGUGACGCCAGGGAGAAAGAAACUGCCGAGCUACUUAAAAGACUCUCUGGGGAAUCCGACCUUUCUGUGGAGGAUACGUUUGGUGACUGCAAUGAUGGCAGCCUUGAGAGUCUCCAGGCUCGUAAAGUUGCAUUAUUGGUCUCAAAGUCAGUCGUGAGCCUGUCUGCUUUUGCAGGUGGAAAGAGGAUCCGUGUUUGUUCAGGAUUUGUGAUGCAUGGAACAGCCAAUACUGGUGCAAAUAUGAUUUUAACCUCAGCAACACUUGUUAGAUCUCUGAAUGGAGACAAUAAUGUGAUAUCUGAUGUGACGGUCAAGGUUCUUCUACCUGAUGGGCAUAUAAUAGAUGGCCACAUCUUUCUUGUGGAUUUUCACUAUAAUGUAGCUGUUGUCAAAGUUGCAGCUUAUUUAGCACUCUUAGAAGAAAGCACUGCCAACAAUGGAGCUGUGUUAGCACUUGGACGUGCAUAUGAAGGUGGUUAUAUCAUGUGUUCACGGGGUCAAGUUUUAAACAAAAAAAGCAAUUUUGGGUGCGCGGAGCUAUUGGUGUCAAGCUGCGAGGUUUCAAUGGCUGGUUCUGGAGGACCUCUUGUCAAUUACAAUGGUCAAGUUCUUGGUAUUAACUUUUAUGAAGACAAUCAAACAUCGUACCUUCCAGUGUUAAUUGUUUCAAGGAUCCUGGAACAACACCAUAGCUUCGGGAAAUUAAUUAGCCCUUGGCUUGGUUUAAGGUAUACUUCUCUUCAUAUGGUGACACUGGCAGUCCUGGAGCGUAUCUAUAGAAAAUUCCCAGAUGUUGACCAGGGUUUAUAUGUUUCAAAGGUUGUUGAGGGAUCACCUGCUGAUGUUGCUGGAUUAUGUGUCGGUGAUGUUAUUGUAAAAUGUGGUGAAAAGGUUCUCUCGAGUGUUCCAGAGUUUGGUGCAAUAUUACUGGAUGCUGCCGUAAGUCAUAUUGAAGCUUAUGGAGGUUGUGAUGGGGGCAUGGCAAUUGAGGUUGUAAUAAAGCGACAAGGAGAUGGCAGCACGGUGUCAAAAACUAUAGCUGCAGAGAUGCUGGAAGAGAGCAAUUACAACAGGAAAAAAUUAUUUUCUUUUAUAAAAAGCAUUAAUGUCAUAUUCACUGCUGAAGCGUUGUUUGUGUAA
Molecule: messenger RNA, 1176 nt
Organism: Triticum turgidum subsp. durum (durum wheat)
Lineage: Eukaryota; Viridiplantae; Streptophyta; Magnoliopsida; Poales; Poaceae
Source: the annotation of a GenBank genome assembly